GGGCAUCGCUGGUAGAACGCUAGUGUAAACAGCCCGGCAACCCGGUGGGCUGGGGAAGUGGGCGGCGCGUGUUCUCCGCGGGGAGCAGGGAUGCCGGGGCCGGGCCGGGCUCCCCCGCAUUUAGAGACCGCUCUCUGACCCCCCCACCCCCCACCGGGAUUUUCGAUGCCGGCGGGAGCCGCGAGAAGCGCCAUUGUGAUGCCGGUGGGAGGGGUGGAGCCACCCAGCCCUGUCUCAAUUUAGACUUCUCACUCCGCUUUUAGGCGCGCCCAUUUCAGAUUGCUAAACUCCAGAGUCAGGGGAAAAAAAAGCGGGGAGGAGGUGGAAAGCCACACCCCGCGGCGCCCGCGAAUUUCCCCAGGAGCCGACGGUGGCCCAGGCAGACGCGGCCGAGAUGCGGGGCUGGGGGCUCCUGACCGCCGCCCACCUCGUGUGCGUGUGGACCUCGGUGCUGGCCGCGGCCCCCGGGCCUAGGUUUCUGGUGACGGCCCCAGGGAUUGUCAGGCCUGGAGGAAAUGUAACCAUUGGGGUUGAUCUUCUGGAACACAGCCCCCCCCAGGUCACUGUGAAGGCAGAGUUGGUCAAGAUGGCAGCCAACCUCACGGUCUCUGUCCUGGAAGCAGAAGGAGUUUUUGAAAAAGGCUCUUUCAAGACACUUACUCUUCCAUCACUCCCUCUGAACAGUGCAGAUGGGAUCUAUGAGCUGCGUGUAACUGGAUGGGCCCAGGAUGAGAUUUUAUUCUCUAAUAGUACGCGUUUAUCAUUUGAGACCAAGAGAAUGACUGUCUUCAUUCAAACAGACAAGUCUCUGUACAAGCCAAAGCAGGAAGUGAAGUUUCGUAUUGUUACACUCUUCUCAGAUUUUAAACCUUAUAAAACUUCUUUAAACAUUCUCAUUAAGGACCCCAAGUCAAAUUUGAUCCAGCAGUGGUUGUCAGAACGAAGUGAUCUCGGCGUGGUUUCCAAAACUUUUCAAUUAUCUUCCCACCCAAUACUUGGUGACUGGUCCAUUCAAGUUCAAGUGAAUGACCAGACAUAUUAUCAAUCAUUUCAGGUUUCAGAAUAUGUACUACCCAAAUUUGAAGUUACUUUGCAGACACCAUUAUAUUGUUCUUUGAAUUCUAGGAGCUUAAAUGGUACUGUCACAGCAAAGUAUACGUAUGGGAAGCCCGUGAAAGGAGAUGUAACACUUACAUUUUUACCUUUAUCCUUUUGGGGCAUGAAGAAAAAUAUUACAAAAAAUUUUAAGAUAAAUGGAUCUGCAAACUUCUCUUUUAAUGAUGAAGAGAUGAAAAAAGUAAUGGAUUUUUCAGAAGGGCUUUCUGAACACAUGUAUCUGUCUUCCCCUGGGCCGGUAGAAAUUUUAGCCACAGUGACAGAAUCACUUACAGGUAUCUCAAGAAAUGCAAGUUCUAAUGUAUUUUUCAAGCAACAUGAUUACAUCAUUGAAUUUUUUGAUUAUGCUACUGUCUUGAAGCCAUCUCUCAACUUCACAGCCACUGUGAAGGUAGCCCGUGCUGAUGGCAAUCAACUGACUUUUGAAGAAAGAAGAAAUAAUGUAGUUAUAACAGUGACACAGAAAAAUUCUUCUGAGUACUGGAACAGAUGGAAUAGCAGAAAUCAGGAAACAGGAGCUGUCCAGAUCAUAAAUUAUACCCUCCCCCAAAAUGGAAUCUUUAAGAUUGAAUUCCCAAUCUUGGAUGAUUCCAAUGAGCUACAGUUGAAGGCUUCUUUUCUUAAUAGUGUGAGUAGCAUGGCAGUUCAUGGUAUGUUUAAGUCUCCCAGUCAAACAUACAUCCAGCUAAAGACAAGAGAUGAGAAUGUAAAGGUGGGAUCACCUUUUGAGUUGGUGGUUAGUGGCAAUAAGCAAUUGAAGGAGUUAAGCUACAUGGUCGUAUCCAGGGGACGGUUGGUGGCUGUAGGCAAGCAAAAUUCAACAACCUUCUCUUUAACACCAGAAAAUUCUUGGGCUCCAAAAGCCUGCAUUAUUGUGUAUUAUAUUGAGGAUGAUGGGGAAAUUAUAAAUGAUGUUCUAAAAAUCCCUGUUCAGCUUGUUUUUAAAAAUAAGAUAAAGCUAUUUUGGAGUAAAACUCAGGCUGAACCAUCUGAGAGAGUCUCUCUUAGGAUCUCCGUAACACAGCCAGACUCAACUGUUGGGAUUGUAGCCGUUGACAAAAGUGUGAAUCUGAUGAAUGUCUCAAAUGAUAUUACAAUGGAAAAUGUGGUCCAUGAGCUGGAACUUUAUAACACUGGCUAUUAUUUAGGCAUGUUCAUGAAUUCUUUUGCCGUUUUUCAGGAAUGUGGCCUCUGGGUAUUGACGGAUGCAAAACUUUUGAAGGAUUACAUUGAUGGUGUUUAUGACAGUGUUGAAUUUCUCGAGAGGUUUGCGGAGGAAACUGAAGGAUACUUGGUAGAUUUUCAUGACUUCUCUUCGGUUAGUAACCCACGUAUCAGAAAGCAUUUUCCAGAGACGUGGAUUUGGCUAGACACCAACAUGGGUUCUAGGAUUUACCAAGAAUUUGAGGUUACUGUGCCUGAUUCUAUCACUUCUUGGGUGGCCACUGCUUUCGUGAUCUCUGAAGAUUUAGGUCUUGGACUAACAAGUUCUCCAGUGGAGCUACAAGCCUUCCAACCAUUUUUCAUAUUUUUGAAUCUUCCCUACUCUGUUAUCAGAGGUGAAGAAUUUGCUUUGGAAGUAACCAUAUUCAAUUAUUUGAAAGAAGCCACUGAGGUUAAAGUAAUCAUUGAGAAAAGUGACGAAUUUGAUAUUCUAAUGACUUCAAAUGAAAUAAAUGCCACAGGACACCAGCAGACCAUUCUGGUUCCCAGUGAGGAUGGGGCAACUGUUCUUUUUCCAGUCAAACCCACACAUCUGGGGGAAAUUCCUAUCACAGUCACAGCUAUUUCUCCUGCUGCUUCUGAUGCUGUCACCCAGAGGAUUUUAGUCAAGGCUGAAGGAAUAGAAAAAUCAUAUUCACAAUCCAUCUUGUUAGACUUGACUGACAACAAGUUACAAACUCUCCUGAAAACUCUGAGUUUCUCAUUUCCUCCCAACACAGUGAGUGGUAGUGAACGAGUUCAGAUCACUGCUAUUGGAGAUAUCCUCGGUUCUUCCAUCAAUGGCUUAGCCUCACUGAUUCGGAUGCCUUAUGGCUGUGGUGAACAGAACAUGAUAAAUUUUGCUCCCAAUAUUUAUGUUUUGGGUUACCUGACUAAAAAGAGACAACUGACGGAAGACUUAAAAGAAAAAGCCCUUUCAUUUAUGAGGCAAGGUUACCAGAGAGAACUUCUCUAUCAGAGGGAAGAUGGCUCUUUCAGUGCUUUUGGGAAUGAUGACCCUUCUGGGAGCACUUGGUUGUCAGCUUUUGUUUUAAGAUGUUUCCUUGAAGCUGAUCCUUACAUAGAUAUUGAUCAGAAUGUGUUACACAGAACAUAUACGUGGCUCAAAGGACGUCAGAAAUCCAAUGGUGAAUUUUGGGAGCCGGGAAGAGUGAUCCACAGUGAGCUUCAAGGUGGCAAUAAAAGUCCAGUAACGCUUACAGCUUAUAUUGUGACUUCUCUCCUGGGAUAUAAAAAGUAUCAGCCUAAUAUUGAUGUGCAAGAGUCUAUCAACUUUUUGGAGUCUGAAUUUAAUAGAGGAAUUUCAGACAAUUAUACUUUAGCUCUUAUAACUUAUGCACUGUCAUCCGUGGGGAGCCCUAAAGCCAAGGAAGCUUUGAAUAUGCUGACUUGGAGAGCAGAACAAGAAGGAGGCAUGCAAUUCUGGGUAUCAUCAGAGCCUAAACUUUCUGAAUCCUGGCAGCCACGUUCCUUGGAUAUCGAGGUUGCGGCCUAUGCGCUGCUCUCACACUUCCUGCAGUCUCAGGUGUCUGAGGGAAUCCCAAUUAUGAGGUGGCUCAGCAGCCAAAGAAAUAGCUUGGGAGGUUUUGCAUCUACCCAGGACACCGUUGUAGCCUUGAAGGCCCUAUCUGAAUUUGCAGCCCUAAUGAACACAGACAGGACCAACAUCCAAGUGACUGUGACGGGGCCCAGUUCACCAAGUCCUGUAAAGUUUCGGAUUGACACACAGAACCACUUUCUCCUCCAGACAUCAGAGCUUGCUGUGGCUCAGCCAAUUGCUGUUAAUAUUUCCGCAAGUGGUGUUGGAUUUGCUAUUUGUCAGUUUAAUGUUAUUUACAAUGUGAAAGAUUCGGGUUCCCCAAGAAGACGGAGAUCUAUUCAAGACCAAGAAGCUUUUGAUUUAGACGUUGCUGUAAAAGACAAUAAAGAUGAUACUAAUCACUUGAAUUUGAAUGUGUGCACAAGGUUUUUGGGCCCAGCUAGAAGCGGCAUGGCCCUGAUGGAAGUGAACCUGCUCAGUGGUUUCACCGUGCCUUCGGACGCAAUUCCUCUGAGCGAGACUGUGAGGAAAGUGGAACAUGAUCAUGGAAAAGUCAACCUAUAUUUAGAUUCUGUAAAUGAAACCCAGAUUUGUGUGGAUAUUCCUGCUGUGAGAAACUUUAAAGUUUCAAAUACGCAAGAUGCUUUGGUGUCCAUCACAGAUUACUAUGAACCGAGGAGACACACGGUGAGGAGUUACAACUCGGAAGUGAAGCUGUCCUCUUGUGACCUCUGUGCGGACGUUCACGGCUGCGGUCCUUGCGAGAGAGGAGCUGCGGCCUCCCUUUAUCCCGCUUCGGCCAUCGUGGUGCUCGGGGUCGCGCUGCUGUUCUCUUUGCAGUGUGGGCUGUGAUUCAUUUUUUAAGGACUCCAUGGAACAUGGACAUUUCCAGAAGUCACACGUCUUGUUUUCGUUAUCAAGUAUUGCCUCUGUUCUUGAAAAACAAUUUUUUUUUCUCUUUGUGGGGUUGUGGGGGAUGGUGCACAACAGGUCCUAGAGGCAUAGAUGUCAUCACUGACUUCUGUGUGGAACAGAAUCUCAGAGUUUCGCAGUCGUGUGUCUUUAUUUCCCCCUCUUAAAAAUCGUUCAGGAGUGUUUCAUGGAGGUGUUGUUUUCCCAGAAUAAAUGCGUUAUUUUAGAUUAGUUAUUCUUUUUAUUUUCUAGAAGAAAUGAGCCUGGGUUCUUAAGCAUUACUAUACAGCGGUGUUGGCUUUAGCAUUAAAGACAGAUGUCUGGGAACUGGGAGGCACCAACCAGAGGAGGAGUUUGCUCUGUUCCCUUCCUACAUCUACCCACCUCUGCCCUCCCCCAUGCCUCACCCCCAGUGGUCUCAGUCUAUCCUUCAUAAAUAAUAUUCUUCUUCCUUUUUAGUGGGGGGUGAAUUUUUUUUUUAAGCCAAGUGUUUUGUUUUGUUUUGUUUUGUUUUGUUUCACUCCAAUUGUAAUCUCAUCCUCCAACCUUUACCCUUCCUGUUUUUCUCCUGGAGAGAAGGAGAAAGGGAAUGUGUGAUUCAGAGCUGGAGGAGUGUACGGAAAACUGCCCUAAGGAGUCGUGGGUGCCCUGCCUUCCCUCUCCCUCAGCCCCACACAUCGGCUCUGGUUCUGGGAUGAGAGUCCGAGGCCAUGGCAGAAUGUGCCUGAGACCAGAAGAUGCGGCUUUGUUAGCAAUGGGGGACGAUUAACCAGGGCACACGAUACUAUCGAAGACGGACAGGCUGACUCCCUGUGGUCUGGGCAAGAAGCUGGGGCUUGGCAGGGACUGAGAGAGGUGAACAUGACUGCUGACCUCAGGUAUGGUUGGGGGUUACCAGGAGUCCUGUAAAAGCUCUUCUAGGCUCAGGUGUCUGAGCGUCAGACAGCCGGCUGUCUGGCGUGAAUGCUUGUGUGAAUCUUUAAGAUUUCUGAACUUUGAGCACCUGGAUAAUUGGUUACCCUGUAUUCUAAAGGGUAAUAUUCUUCUAUCUGGGUGAAAAUUUUAAAGAAAAAUUCCUUUCCUUCCAUCUUCCUCCUUUUCCUCCUUUCUCUCUUCUUUCUUUCUUACAUUCCUCCCUUCUUCCUUUCUUCUUUUCCUACACUGAAAUAUUUUAGGUAUAUCAAAAGUCAACUAAAGAUCUCUUACUAAAUCUAGAAAUGAUUUAAUUUUGCUGCUUAAUUCCAUGGCAUUCCUCUCAAGUGAACAUGGAAAAAAUAAUUGCCACGAGCUCCAGAAAGUCUGCAUUACAGUAUUUCAAUUAUUUAAAAAUAAAUCCAUCAGAAAUAAAGGAUGCAAAUAAUAUAUUUUAAGAGGAAUUUUUAAAACUUUAAAAAAAGUCUUAGUGAAUUUUAAGAAAUUGUAGUGAAGUAGAUAUUCAUAUAUUGCUUUUGGAUAUUUUGAGUUGAAUACCAAGGUAGGAGUUACCAACAUUCAGUAUUUCAAAACUUGAAACCUAGAUGUAGAAAGUAGAUCCUCAGAGAGUGGUCUAUAGAGGCGGGGAAG
Messenger RNA from Mustela erminea (ermine), 6355 nucleotides. RefSeq names its product CD109 molecule (gene CD109). The transcript is spliced from 33 exons. The record is from RefSeq and is a predicted model, not a curated record. Gene Ontology annotation, molecular function: endopeptidase inhibitor activity. Gene Ontology annotation, cellular component: extracellular region. The coding region runs from base 395 to 4732 and encodes 1445 amino acids. NCBI's taxonomy places the organism in Eukaryota, Metazoa, Chordata, Mammalia, Carnivora, Mustelidae.